GGAAUUGACUUUGGUGCUUCAGAAGCAACAUUCAAAACCCUGUUUAAUUUGUUUUCAUCCCAAUCGAGAAAGAAAAAAGAAAUGGGGAUGGAUAGUAUUGAUCUCUCUCUCAAAAUUGACACUAAUCAAGAAGAAGAAGAAGAAGAAGAAUCAAAAGAAUGUGAAGAAGAGAAUUCUCAAGAUUUGGAGAAGAAAGAAGAAGCGAUAUCAGCAGCAACAGCAACAAGAGGAGAAGAAGAAGAAGAAGAAGAUGUUGCACCAGUACUUGGAUCAUCCUUCCAAGAAACCAUGAAAACAAAAGAGCUAAGUAGGCUAAAAAUGGAGAUGAAUCGCAUGGAAGAAGAGAACAAAGUGUUGAGGAGAGUGGUGGAACAAACCAUGAAAGAUUAUCAUGAUCUCAAAGUCAAAUUCUCAGUUAUUCGGGAAAGUAGUAGCCAAAACACGGAUCCACGGAUCUUUCUUUCCCUCAAUAGUAGUAGUGAGGAGAACCAAUUCCGAGAGCCAAAAAGAAUGGCCAAACCCCAGUCAGUGUCAAAUGAGGAAGAGAACGGUAUAGGGUUGUCAUUGGGACUACAAACUGAUACAACAACCCAAGAAGAAAUCAAGGAAGAAAAGGAGAGAUUUGUGUCAGUGAAGAACAAUAAGCUUGAUCAUGAUCACUCGACGGGAAUCACCAGCCAUGUUGCUUCCUCAACACCCAAUAGAAAAGCUAGGGUUUCAGUAAGAGCAAGAUGUGAAGCUGCCACAAUGAAUGAUGGGUGUCAAUGGAGAAAAUAUGGACAAAAAAUUGCGAAAGGAAAUCCUUGUCCUCGUGCUUACUAUCGAUGCACAGCAGCUCCUGGAUGUCCAGUCAGAAAACAGGUGCAAAGAUGCUUGGAGGACAUGUCAAUUCUGAUCACAACAUAUGAAGGAACUCAUAACCAUCCACUCCCAGUUGGUGCAACAGCCAUGGCUUCAACAGUACUACUCUCUGAUGGAAUCUCUGAUCACACUACUACCCAAUCAUUUAUUCCUCCUUAUCAUCACCCCUCUCAUUUCAUAAACCCAAAUACUACUUCUUCUUCCCAGCAAUAUUUCAGAAACCUAAACAACUCUAAUAUCCUCGGUCCGCUGCGCUAUCCAACGGCUACUACUUCAAGUGGUCAUCAACAUGCAGGUUUUAAUACUCGGAUGCCAAGUUAUAAUCAUCUACUUGGGGGCUGCAGUAGCAGCAGUACUGUGGGUGAUCCAGACAAUGUGAGUGAGUAGUGCUGCAAUUUCUUCUGAUCCUAAAAUUAGAGUCAUUGGUAAAGAAAAUCAUGCCUCAUCAGUCCUCACAUCCUUCUGUUGUGAAUCCUGGAGAAGGAGGAGUACUUGUACCCAAAUUCAGUACUAUAUAUAUAUAUAUAUAUAUAGUUUAAAUUGACA
Tripterygium wilfordii is the source of this 1407-nucleotide messenger RNA. Its product is annotated as probable WRKY transcription factor 9. The record is from RefSeq and is a predicted model, not a curated record. Bases 82 to 1248 code for a protein of 388 amino acids. The transcript is spliced from 5 exons. Gene Ontology annotation, molecular function: sequence-specific DNA binding; DNA-binding transcription factor activity. Gene Ontology annotation, biological process: regulation of DNA-templated transcription. Lineage: Eukaryota; Viridiplantae; Streptophyta; Magnoliopsida; Celastrales; Celastraceae.